UGUAAACACGGAAGUUGCGCUGCAUGACUCUCGUGUGUGAGAGUAAACAGGGCAAAGUAUCGCGAAAAAUACUUAAAAGUGUUUUAACUCUUUAAACCACCAAGUAUUUAGGUCUUCAAUCUGUAUAACCGUCUCUACGCUGAGGGGAAAAGGAGAGUCUGAGAAUCAUUCAACUCACAUACUUAAAUAUGCUAGCAUUAGCCAUGCGUUAGUUCAGCCUUUGAGAAGAAUGGCAGAUAAAAAGGAGAAAACGUUUGCGUUUGUGAUCGUGGGAGGCGGCAUUGCGGGUGUGACGUGUGUCGAGCAGGUGAUUGCCGAUGAGUAACAAGUUAACUCUCUGUCAUCCCAGAUUCCGUCAGCAGACGUGGCUCUGAUCACAGCAGGUCCGCACAUCAAGGCAGUGACCAACUAUAAACAGGUGUCCCAGAUGCUGGAAGAGUUUGAUGUGGAGGAGAGACCAUCUAGUGUCCUGGAGGAGAAAUUUCCCAACCUGACUGUCAUCCACUCUGCCUUGAAAUCACUCAACACACAGUCACAUUCUGUGGAGACUUCAGACGGCCGUGUUUUUGGUUAUGACAAGCUGUGUAUCUGCAGCGGUGCCAGACCCAAGCUCCUAACCCAGGACAACCCUUACGUGUUGGGAAUACGGGAUACAGACAGUGCACAGGAGUUUCAGAAGCGGUUAUGCAGCGCAAAGAGGAUUGUCGUUGUUGGAAAUGGCGGGAUUGCUUUGGAAUUAGUGUAUGAGGUGGAGGGCUGUGAGGUGAUCUGGGCCGUGAAGGACAAGGCCAUAGGGAACACCUUCUUUGACGCCGGAGCGGCUCAGUUCCUCAUCCCGUCGCUCGAGGCUGCCAAGCCAGAGGUGGCCGCCCCCUGUAAGAGGACUCGCUACACCACAGAGGAACCAGCAGCUGGAGAAGCGCAAACUUUCACAGCAGAUAGAAAUCCACGAGGGCGCGACCCUACAGAGUCUGGCAGUGCCCUCGGCCCAGACUGGCAUGAAGGAAUAGUUCUGCGAGGAGCCGAGCAGGUGUCCCGCAGAGUUUCAGUGGAAUACCAGUGUGAGGUGGAAAGGAUCCGCACCUCCGAGGAGCUCCUCAGUUCCCCACAGCAAACAUUAAGUCGUGAGAGCGGAUCCUGGCCAGUUUACGUCCAGCUGACCAAUGGAAAAACAUUUGGCUGCGAUUUGGUUGUCAGCGCCACCGGUGUUGUGCCAAACACUGAGCCAUUUCUCCGUGGCAACGCCUUUGCGGUGGCCGACAAUGGCGGCCUGCGAGUAGACGAUCAUAUGAGGACGUCAGAGCCGGACGUUUACGCCGCAGGAGACGUGUGCACUGCAUGCUGGGAGCCCAGCCCACUUUGGCAGCAGAUGCGUUUGUGGACGCAGGCCCGUCAGAUGGGCUGGUACGCGGGCCGCUGCAUGGUGGCGCACGUCCUCUCAGAGCCAAUAGAGCUGGAUUUCUGCUUCGAGCUCUUCUCGCACAUCACCAAAUUCUUCAACUACAAGGUGGUCCUGCUGGGAAAGUUUAACGGGCAGGGUUUGGGGCCUGACCACGAGCUGCUGGUACGCUGCACCAAAGGCCAGGAAUAUGUCAAGGUGGUUCUGAGCGGAGGGAGGAUGGUGGGGGCGGUGCUGAUUGGUGAAACGGACCUGGAAGAGACUUUUGAAAACCUGAUCCUCAACCAGAUGGAUCUGACGCCGUACGGAGAGGAGCUGCUCAACCCCAACAUCGACAUAGAAGAUUACUUUGACUGAGAGUGCCGAUCACUGCAGACUGAAGGUCAAUGCCAGGUGGAGGACUUUGAUGAGGAAACCGUACCUGGAGGACAUCUUGAGGCGUGGGAAGCAUUCUCGGUUCUUUUUGGAAAAAUGUAUUGUUCCUGUACGAUUAAAUUAUUUUCAGAAACGCCAAA
Messenger RNA from Mugil cephalus (flathead mullet), 1914 nucleotides. RefSeq names its product pyridine nucleotide-disulphide oxidoreductase domain 1 (gene pyroxd1). NCBI's taxonomy places the organism in Eukaryota, Metazoa, Chordata, Actinopteri, Mugiliformes, Mugilidae. Gene Ontology annotation, molecular function: oxidoreductase activity; flavin adenine dinucleotide binding. The record is from RefSeq and is a predicted model, not a curated record. The coding region runs from base 428 to 1756 and encodes 442 amino acids. The transcript is spliced from 13 exons.